Molecule: messenger RNA, 922 nt
Organism: Rhododendron vialii
Lineage: Eukaryota; Viridiplantae; Streptophyta; Magnoliopsida; Ericales; Ericaceae
Exons: 5
Coding region: 107-604 (165 amino acids)
Source: RefSeq, a predicted model, not a curated record
AACCAAGAUGAAACAGAAUUGACCUGUCUGGCUCAAGUCUAGCCAUCCAUUCACCACUUCAGGAAAAAGAGAGAAGAUAACAAUAACCAGAAGAAAACAGAGGAAAAUGUCACCGGAACUUCUUCACCAUGUCCACCGCCACCAAUUGCCGAAACCACCAGUGCUCCGCUGCUCUCUUCCCUCUCUUUCUUUGAAUUUUCGAGCCGCGAAGGUGGCGGGACAAAAGAAUGAGAUGAGUUGUUUCAGGCGGCUGAGAUGGGCAAUGCGAGGAUCCUCACAAGCUCUCACUCCACUGCGGUACCGAGUAAUUUCAGCGUCAUUACAGCCACUAGAUUUGACGGAGGACAACGUUAAACGGGUCUUGGUUGAUGCUCGAGCCGAGUUCGGGCAGAUAUUUGACGUAUCGGCUGGCAUGACAGGAGUAGCAGAGCUCGUUGAAUUGGAUGGACCCUUUGUGAAGAUUAGUCUCAAAGGUCGGUUUUGGCACAAAAGAUCAACUGUUUUGGACAGACUUGCUAAUUACUUGAAGCAAAGGAUCCCUGAAAUCUUGGAAGUAGAUAUAGAAGAUGAGAAACAAUUGGAUGAUAGUCCUGAAAACUUCUGAGCUGAUGUUUUCUAAGGGUGUUUUGAGAGUGCUUGGCACUCAUCUUCACUGGUUCCAACUUCCACAUUAGCUCGGUUAGUUAUCGGAAGGAGCACAACUGCAAUAGACUUUUGGUGUAUUGGCUUGCAAUAACUGGGGUAGGAACAAGAACUGGAGCAGGAGUUGCAUCAGAAGUUACAUAUCCAGUGAUACAUGUACUUUCAUGUGUGUUUUGAAUGGGUUCCGUUUGCCUGAUCCAGUUACCAUUUAUGAAUUACCAGAGAACAUUUUAGUCAAUUUCACCUAUUUGGGGUCAAUCUAUAUCGUUUGCCUGCUGAA